Anneissia japonica is the source of this 2088-nucleotide messenger RNA. Its product is annotated as protein ABHD13-like. The record is from RefSeq and is a predicted model, not a curated record. NCBI's taxonomy places the organism in Eukaryota, Metazoa, Echinodermata, Crinoidea, Comatulida, Comatulidae. Gene Ontology annotation, cellular component: membrane. The coding region runs from base 69 to 1130 and encodes 353 amino acids. Gene Ontology annotation, molecular function: palmitoyl-(protein) hydrolase activity. The transcript is spliced from 7 exons.
UCCCAAUUUUCUCUUGAAGAUCCAAGCUGGAGGAAAAAAAAGCGUGUAUUUCAGCAGAUAGUGAGAAGAUGGCUGCCCGUCAUCUUCAGCCUGGGCCAUCUUUAAUCACAGCAUUGUUGAAGUUUCUGUGUAAGCUGCUGAAGGGUCUGUUGCGAAAAGCCUGGCAGCUUUGUACAUCAAGCACACUGAUACUGCUACUCAUCUACUGGGCCCAUGGAAAUUUGUUUAUUUUGACUUUAGUGUUUGGUGCACUUUUUGGUUUAUUUUAUAAUUUUCAGGAUUCUUUGCUGUAUUUCCCACAACAGCCAGAGUCAUCAACAUCGUAUGUGACACCCCCUAGUGCUGUUGGCAUUCCUUAUGAGAAUAUUUAUAUGAAAACCAAAGAUGGUGUAAACAUCAACGCUGUCCUGUUCAAACAAUCGCCUCUACAUUGCUCCCGAGUGCCAACAAUUCUAUUUUUCCAUGGCAACGCUGGUAAUAUAGGACAUAGGUAUGUGAAUGCAAAUGCAUUGUAUUCUACUUGCGGUUGUAAUGUAAUGCUCUUGGAAUAUAGAGGUUUUGGAAGAAGUGAUGGGACUCCUAGUGAAUCUGGCAUGUAUGUGGAUGCCCAGGCUGCUCUCGACUACCUCCAUACUAGAUCAGACAUUGAUCACACAAAGAUGUUCCUCAUGGGUCGGUCACUAGGUGGCGCUGUUGCAAUUCAUCUAGCCUCUAAAGUUGAGAAUCAGGACAGAAUCCGAGGUAUCGUGUUGGAGAACACGUUUACGAAUAUUCCAGAAAUGGGUGCUGUAGUUAUUGGUCUGGACUUCCUCAAGUGGCUUCCUUUGAUAUUUUAUAAAAAUCAGUAUCUUUCUCUUUUGAAGAUAUACAAAGUCCAAGUACCAACUUUAUUUUUAUCAGGGUCAAUGGAUGAACUCGUUCCGCCAAAUAUGAUGUAUAGAUUAUUUGAGAGAUGUGGUUCAAGAGUAAAGAAAAUGAUACGAUUUGCUCGAGGAAGUCACAAUGAAACCUGGCAAUGUGAUGGAUAUUUCCCAACAAUUGCUAAUUUUUUAAGUGAGGUUACAAGACAGGAAUCCAUUCCUCUGCAGAACAGUGCAAUAUAUGGUGUACAGGAAGAACUAAAUGUAUGAUUCUAGUUGUUUACUUGUUAAUUAAUGACAGGUGAUACUCAGAUUAAAUUCUAUGCUAUCAAAUAACACUUUGUUUACCACACAUCUUGUAUAGCUUGUAUAUACUGUACUUUAUAUUUUAGAGAGUGCUUUUUGCAGUAAAUUACCAGUGUCUUUCAUAAAGGUGUGAACUCAUGAAUUAUUCAUUAUCUCACAAAUAAUUGUAAAUGAAUGAUUCAUAAAUUUUAUUAUAAAAUGUUAAUGUGGUGAAGGUCCACAAUAAACACAAUGCGCAAAGUAUUAUUUGAAAAUUAGUUAAAACUAAUUGAAUAUUCUGUAACAAAUAGAUUAGUGUUAAUUACCUCAAAAAGUUUUGUUUUUUACACAUUUGCAGCCAUAAUUCUUUCUUUUCUGUUCAUCACUGGUGGCCUAAGGCCCUUUCCAGACUAUCAAAUUGUAUUUGAUAAAAACAAUUACAUGCCUAAAUAUGGUCAUGAUGACAUCACAUCCUGACCAUAUUUAGGCACACUAUGACUAAAAUGGGCAUAAAAAUGUUCAUUGUCGAAGAAAAUUUGAUAGUCUGGGCUGGCCUUGCAUAUCCCGCAGGGUUUCUGACAAUUUCUGACAAAAGGCCACUGGGGUUUAGUAGAAAAGCACUGUAAAAUGUUCAGUAGUAUUCAACUUUGUUUGUAGCUUGGUAGUUACAAUGCUUGCCUUCCUAUCCCAGGGUUUAAGUCCUGCAAGUGAAAGAAUUUUAUUUUUCCUUACGACUUCAUGUUAAUAUGUUUGUCUUGUCAAAAUGAUUGCCAACCAAGAUAAAGACUUUAGGAGCAUUACAGGCCUCUGUUGUAGCAAGAGUUACUUGCUAAACUUUUCAUAGCAUGUGUCCCCUGUGGGCAAGCAUUAUUUGAAAAAUUAUAUUAAAACCUUUCCUUUGCAAAUUAAAAAUGAUGUGUAAGUAAUCACAUUCCUAUAUUUA